Rotaria sp. Silwood2 is the source of this 2235-nucleotide messenger RNA. NCBI's taxonomy places the organism in Eukaryota, Metazoa, Rotifera, Eurotatoria, Philodinida, Philodinidae. The record is from the annotation of a GenBank genome assembly.
AUGGGACAGGCACCGCCAAAGGCAAGUGCUGGAUCACAAUGCUCUAUUUGUAAUAAAGGAACAGUCGUGUACAACUGUGGAGGCUGUUCUAAAGAUUUUUGUUACAAUCAUUUAGAAGAACAUCGUCAAACACUCAGACAGCAAUGCAGUGACAUUAAAAAGGAUUGCGAUAAAUUUCAUCGACAACUUGUUGAACAAAAGAAAGAGUCAAGAAAACCCCCAUUUAUACGGGAAGUGAACCUUUGGGAGCAAGAGUCGAUUCAGAAAAUUAGCCAAACAGCAGAAGAAUGUAGACAAAUAUUGACUAAACAGCAUAUGCGGCAUUUUACUGAAAUGGAAGAUAGAUUAUCUCAACUAACUGAAGAAUUAAAGAAAAUUCAACAAGAAAAUGAAUUUAAUGAAAUCAAUAUAGAUCGAAUCAAAACACAAUUAACGAAACUAACCGGAGAACUUAGCGAAUUACCAAAUGUAAGAAUUCAAAAAGAGAACACACUGUUUAUUGAAAAAUUUUCAGUUGUUGUUUCGCCCGAAACUCAUCAAGAAAAGAAAUUAUAUCAAACAAAUUUAAACAAAAAUCAAGUUAAGUUAACAGAAGACUUUAAUCAAUCUCCAAACACUUCAGCUCCUAUUGAUUCUGAUUCUGUAUCUUUUGAACAUGACACUAGUAGCAAGGCUGAUCAAACACAUCAAGAAUUUUCUAAUCUAAGAGAUGAACCUGAUGGAGUUGAUAACGAAAGCCAGGUUACUUUAAGUUCAAAUGUUGAGAAUCAUGGUAUUGAAUUGUUGUCGUCAAAUAAUGACGAUACUGCGUCAAUAUCUGUAAGAUUUCGUGACCCAACAAAUCAACAUGCAAAUGAUGAUAACAAGGACACAAGAGCAAGUGACAGAGUUUUCAGGAACGAUGUGGAAAGUAAAACAACUGAGAACAAUGAUUCUUAUGGAUCUAUAACAAGCAGUACCGUGCUGAACUCAACAAUCUCUACUGGUAUUAACACAAGUUAUAGAAUGCCUCAAGGUAAACAAAAAAAUCGUUAUGAUCUACCUAGAAAAAUGAAUCGUUUAUUACAGAUGGUCAAGUCUUUGGAAGAACUUCAAAUAUGUUCAAAUGAUUAUACAAAAAUUUCAUCUGAUUAUGGUUUUCAACAUGAAAGUCUUAAACGUCUUUAUAUAUCAAAUAAUAACAUAACCGAAUGGCAAUCAAUAUGUCGUCUUGGUCGUUUAUUUUCACGUUUAGAAACUCUAAUAGCAAGUGAUAAUCCUUUAGAAAGUUUUCGUUCGGAUGAAGAUGUUAAUAUAUGUUUCUCACAUUUACAUACACUUAGUGUUGAUAAGGUUGAAAUAUCUGAAUGGGAUGAUAUUGUUGCAUUAACAAAAUUACCUCGUUUAAAUGCUGUACGUAUUCAGUUAACACCACUGCUUAAGCCUUAUCAAAAAGAUGAACGAUUUUUUCUAUUACUUGGUUAUAUGAAAAAUAUAACUAAAUUAAAUGGAAGUGUUAUAACAGCAAAUGAAAGAGAAACAAGUGAACGAAGAUUUAUUCGUUAUUAUUCACAACGUGAUGAUAAACCACAACGAUAUUAUGAAUUAACUGAAAAACAUGGUAAUCUUAAACCAUUAGUUGAUAUUAAAAUUCGUGCACCCUAUUUAAUUAAUGUUCGACUUGUUUAUAAUCAAAUAACUCAUGAUAAAGAAAUUGAUGUACGACAAACUGUACAACAAUUUAAAAAAUAUCUUCAUGAAACUUUUAAAAUACCAUUAACACGUUUACGAGUUUUUUAUGUGGAUGAUGUUGCUUUUAAUAUGGGUGUUUGUGGACCGGAAGAACUCAAAUAUCCACAAAGAUUAUUACACACUUAUAACAUUCAUGAUGGAGAUCAAUUUCAUAUUGAUCUUAAACCAGAUCCACCAAAACCUCAAUAUUCAAAUCGAACAGUUGAUACUACCCGUCAUAAUAAGAAAUCUACUGAUAGCAAUUCAACGAAUUCAUCAACAUCAUCGGAUGAUGAUAAAACAAAUUUAUCAGUUGAAAUUUCACCAUUUUCAUUGGAUUCUUUACAAAAAUUAGCUGAAGAAGAAACUAUAAAUAAUAAUAAUAUUAAUCAAACAUCAAUUGAACUUGAUAAUCUCUAUCCAUCUACAGAUAAAAAUGUUCAAAUUAAAAUGAAUGAUGAAGAUGAUGAUUUAUUAUUAGCUGCUGCUGCUGCUGCUGCUUGUAAUAAUGUAAAAACAAAGUGA